Molecule: messenger RNA, 1848 nt
Organism: Toxorhynchites rutilus septentrionalis
Lineage: Eukaryota; Metazoa; Arthropoda; Insecta; Diptera; Culicidae
Gene: Ids
Product: iduronate 2-sulfatase
Exons: 3
Coding region: 208-1743 (511 amino acids)
Molecular function (GO): iduronate-2-sulfatase activity
Source: RefSeq, a predicted model, not a curated record
GAUCGCUAAAAAUAACAUGUUCGAAAAUUUAGAAGUUUGAAUUGUUACCGGUUCUCUAAUCUUUGAACAAUUUACGCCUACAAAAGCAAAACAAAUCAUGCAUAUGCGUCCGAUCAAUUAUGUUAACACGUCCACUUUGCUCACGAGUGUUAUGAAUACAACAUUGUUCGAUAUUUACUGCGUGCUGUUCGUUCCAGAUAGUAUGCAAUGAAACUCGUAUAUUUUGUUCUGUUCUCGGUGUUGUCCCGGGCAACAAGCCUCAUUAUCAAACGACCAAAUGUACUUCUUAUAAUGUUGGAUGAUUUGCGUCCGGCAAUAAAUGCAUUUGGCGAUCCAAAAGCGAUAACACCAAACAUCGAUAAACUAAUUAAAAAGGGAUACUACUUCACUAACGUGUUUGCUCAACAAUCAAUAUGCGCACCAAGCAGAAAUUCCCUAUUGACUGGGCGAAGACCGGAUACUAUUCGUUUAUACGAUUUUUAUAGCUACUGGAGAGAAUUUGCGAGUAACUUUACAACUAUACCACAGUACUUCAAACAAAAUGGAUACAUCACUCAUUCAAUAGGAAAAAUAUUUCACCCCGGUGUAUCUUCUAAUUAUACUGACGAUUAUCCUCUCAGUUGGAGUAAUGUUCCGUAUCAUCCAUCCACGGAGAAAUACAUGAAUGAGCCGGUGUGUAUCGACAUACCAACAGGCAAGCUGAAAAAGAAUCUUCUCUGUCCAGUUGAUCUCGAGCUGCAGCCGGAGAAUACCUUACCCGAUAUUCAGAGCACUCUCGCAGCGAAAGAUUUUCUACAACAGCGCCAAAAUAAAACUCGAGAGCCCUUCCUUUUGGCUGUCGGGUAUCAUAAACCACACAUUCCUUUCAAAUUUCCAUCCAAAUAUUUGAAAAUGCAUCGAACAAGUAAAUUUCGCAAUCAGGACCCGGAUUAUCCUCCAUAUGGCUUACCAACUGUGGCAUGGAAUUCUUACUUGGAUGUUCGAAGUCGUGAUGAUGUAAUUGCUUUGAACAUAAGCUACCCAUUUGGUCCGAUUCGCGAUGAGAUGAAGCUUAAAAUUCGUCAACAUUAUUACGCCGCAGUUACUUACGUCGAUGAUCUUAUUGGGCAAUUGUUCGAGGAUGUUGAUUUUAGUAAUACAAUUGUAAUCUUAACUUCGGAUCAUGGAUGGUCCCUUGGUGAGCAUGCCGAGUGGUCAAAGUUCAGCAACUAUGAUGUGGCUCUGAAAGUUCCCUUGAUUGUCUACAGCCCCGACAUCAAGACGGUUCCAAACAACAAAAUCGACAAAGUGGUUGAACUGUUGGAUAUUUUCCCUACUUUGGUGGAUAUAGCUGGAUUACCACCGGUGACUAGUUGUAGAGAUCGUAUUAAGGCGGAAACAUGUGUUGAGGGAAAAUCUUUGCUGUCAUAUAUUACCGAUCCAACAUGUAACGAUCAUCCGGAGGAAGCCUUCAGCCAAUACCCCCGCCCAGGAACGUAUCCCUCGGUUCACCCAAACAGUGACAAGCCCAAGUUGUACCAGAUAACGAUAAUGGGUUACAGUAUCCGGACAAAACAAUAUCGUUAUACAGCUUGGAUUGGGUUUGAUCCAUCCAAAUUUACAAGGGAUUGGACCAAACUUUAUGGCGAAGAACUCUACGACCAUAGCAUUGACCCGAAUGAAAACAUGAAUCUUGCAGAGCGUCCACAGCUAUUGGAAAUCAAAGAACAUUUAAAUCUUCGCCUUCAAAUGAAGUUUUGUUAAUCAUAAGCCAUCAAUAAAGUACUCACCAUAAUAAUCUAGUGUAAAGAUACCAUCCGUCCUGAUUUUGUGGAGCGUCUUGAUUUAUUUUUCACUAGCUUACCCAAC